GUUUCAGGUGUGUGUGGCUGUUGUGGAGCAUUGCGUCCCCGUUACAAGAGGCUUGUUGACAAUAUCUUCCCAGAGGAUCCAGAGGAUGGGCUGGUAAAAACCAACAUGGAGAAGCUGACUUUCUAUGCCCUCUCUGCUCCAGAGAAGCUGGAUCGCAUUGGAGCUUAUCUGUCAGAGAAACUGAUCAGAGAUGUGGGCAGGCACCGAUACGGGUAUGUGUGCAUUGCAAUGGAAGCCUUGGAUCAGCUACUGAUGGCCUGCCACUGCCAGAGCAUCAAUCUCUUUGUGGAGAGCUUCUUGAAGAUGGUGGCCAAGCUGCUGGAAUCAGAGAAGCCUGACCUGCAAAUCCUUGGCACCAAUUCGUUUGUGAAGUUUGCAAACAUUGAAGAAGACACUCCAUCUUAUCACAGGAGCUAUGAUUUCUUCGUCUCUCGCUUCAGUGAAAUGUGCCACUCCAGCCAUGAUGACAUGGAGAUCCGGACAAAGAUUCGGAUGUCUGGCAUCAAAGGACUACAGGGUGUGGUCCGGAAAACAGUUAAUGAUGAGUUGCAGGCAAACAUCUGGGACCCUCAGCAUAUGGACAAGAUUGUGCCUUCAUUGCUCUUCAACCUUCAGCAUGGAGAGGAAGCAGAAAGCCGUUCUCCUUCACCCUUACAAACAACUGAGAAGGAGAAAGAGAACCCAGCAGAGCUGGCUGAACGAUGUUUGCGGGAGCUCCUAGGUCGGGCAGCUUAUGGCAAUAUCAAAAAUGCAAUCAAGCCUGUCCUCAUCCACUUGGAUAACCACUCCCUCUGGGAGCCAAAUACAUUUGCAAUCCGCUGCUUUAAGAUCAUCAUGUACUCUAUCCAGCCACAACAUUCCCAUCUGGUGAUCCAGCAGCUCCUGAGCCAUUUGGAUGCCAAUAGCAAAAGUGCUGCCACUGUCCGGGCUGGGAUAGUGGAGGUCCUCUCGGAGGCAGCCAUCAUUGCAGCCUCUGGAUCUGUUGGACCAACUGUGCUGGAGGUGUUCAACACCCUCCUAAGGCAGCUGCGGCUGAGCAUUGAUUACGCCUUGACGGGUAGCUAUGAUUGUGUCAUUGCUGGUGGCACCAAGAUCAUCAAGGAGCAUGAAGAAAGAAUGUUCCAGGAGGCCAUAAUCAAGACCACAGGUUCUUUUGCCAGCACUCUGCCUACCUAUCAGAGGUCGGAGGUCAUGCUGUUUAUCAUGAGCAAAGUUCCGCUUCCUUCUCUGCAUCACCCUGUAGACAUGGGCAAAGCUGGGGAGAACAGGAAUCGAUUGACGCAGAUCAUGUUGCUGAAGUCUCUCCUGCAGGUUUCCACUGGUUUCCAGUGCAGUAACAUGCUCACAGCCCUCCCCAGCUCCUUCCUGGACAGGCUCUUGUCAGCCACACUAAUGGAGGAUGCAGAGAUUCGCCUCUUUGUCCUGCAGAUUCUCAUCAGCUUCAUUGACCGCCAUGGGAAUAAGCACAAAUUCCAGACAAUCAGCACUAUCAGUGAUAUCUCCAUCCUGAAGCUGAAAGUGGACAAAUGUUCACGCCAAGACACUGUGUUCAUGAAAAAGCACUCCCAGCAGCUGUAUCGACACAUGUAUUUGACUUGCAAAGAAGAGAAUAAUGGGCGUGCUCACUAUGAGGUCCUCUACAGUCUGCUGGCACUCAUCAGCAUUGAGCUGGCCAAUGAGGAGGUGGUAGUGGACCUCAUCCGUUUGGUUCUGGCCAUACAGGUAUGUGUUAUAGAGAUGAGGAAAAAGGAGGCUCCCUACUUGCUCCCUGAAGGUGUCUUUGUAGAGAAACCCAGGCUGUCACGGAACCUGGAUCACCUUGGCCCCGAGAUCCUCUUCCGGCAGAGCAAGAUCAGUGAAGUGCUGGGUGGGAGCGGCUACAAUUCAGAUAGGCUCAGCACACCUUACAUCCCACAGCUGACAGAUGAAGACAGACUGUCUAAGAGGAGGAGUAUUGGAGAGACCAUCUCUCUGCAAGUUGAAGUGGAAUCCAGGAAUAGCCCAGAGAAAGAGGAGAGAGCACCAGCUGAAGAGAUCACUUAUGAAACUCUCAAGAAAGCAAUUGUAGAUAGCGUUGCUGUAGAGGAACAAGAGAGGGAAAGGAGACGACAGGUGGUUGAAAAAUUCCAGAAAGCUCCCUUUGAAGAGAUCGCAGCACACUGUGGGGCCCGGGCAACUCUACUACAGAGCAAGCUGAACCAGAUCUUUGAGAUUACAAUACGUCCCCCUCCCAGUCCCUCUGGCACCAUCACAGCUGCUUACGGCCAGUCGCAGAACCAUUCCAUCCCAGUGUAUGAGAUGAAGUUCCCAGAUCUGUGUGUGUACUGAGAGCCAGACUGCAUGCCAGGACGAGGCUGAGCAACAGAUCCUCCAGGACCACAUUGAAUGCUAUCAUGCUGUCUUCACAAGCUGCAGGGAGCUCAAGGGGCCAGGGAGCAGCCACUCAACGUCUCUUUCAAGCAGGAGGGGCGGAGGCUUCCCUUAGAGUCCACUCACCUGUACUUGAUUUCUCUUCCUUCUUCGUGCUCAAUCCAUGUUCAGUCAUGGCAAAAGCCACAAAGUGUGUCCCCAGAGCCUUUUAUUGACUGUGGGAAAAGGUAGCAAUCUGUUUUGCUUCCUUUUUCUAGGAGCUGUUUUAAUAGUGUUGAAGGAUUGAAUGUUUUCUCUCUCUGGUAAAAGCGUGUGUUGAUAAUCCAUGA
This is a messenger RNA of Python bivittatus (Burmese python), 2699 nucleotides long. NCBI's taxonomy places the organism in Eukaryota, Metazoa, Chordata, Lepidosauria, Squamata, Pythonidae. The record is from RefSeq and is a predicted model, not a curated record.